UUUAUAUUUGCAUAUUCUAUUUAUAUAUUCAUAUAUAAAUACAUAUAUAUACAUAUAUAUCCAAAAUACAAGCCAAUAUACCUAUGGACAUUAAAAGAGAAACAAAUAAAGAUGAAAAGAGUUUAUUAGCAGUUACAGCAAAGGGAGCAUCCUAUCUUAUUUUAUUACAGUUUAUAUCACGCAUGUUAACUUUUUUACUAAAUCAAAUUGUAUUACGUUAUGUAUCGAAAGCAACAUUUGGCAUUGCAUCUGUUAAUCUUGAACUAUUAGCGUCUACUAUUUUAUUUAUUUCUCGUGAAGGUUUCCGUUCUGCUUUAAUUCGAUCGAGUAAAAAGCCUCAAACUAUCUUAAAUCUUGCUUACAUUCCAACCUGUUUUGGUGUUAUUAUCACUUUUUUAACCUGUAUUUAUUAUUUAUCCACUAUUUCUGAGGAAGAGGCAUUCCGUUUCCCUUAUUAUCGUAUGGCUGUCUUGCUUUAUGGAGCUGCUUCAUUUUUAGAAUUGACAGUUGAACCUUUAUUUGUACUAGCAUUGAAUCAUCUUCAUUUUCAAUUACGAGUUACUGUAGAAGGUGUAGCAGUGAUUGUCAAAUGUCUAGUCACCUUUAGCUUGACCAUUUAUUUUGCAGGCAAUGAAGAAUAUAGCAUUUUGGCCUUUGCUAUUGCUCAAUUCGUAUUUGGUUUUAUUAUGAUGAUGGGUUAUUUAGGAUUUUUUUUAUAUAAAGAAAAGUCAUUUCAGAAGCUAUUACCUCAUCAAAUAGUAGAGGAAGAAGGACAUGAGAAAUAUUGGUUUGAUAAACAAUUACUUCACUUGGGAAUAACAAUGACAAAACAGUCGUUCUUGAAACAUAUUCUGACAGAAGGAGACAAAAUGCUGAUUUCAGUGUUAAGUUCGGUUCAAGAUAGAGGAGUCUAUGCAUUUGUAGUCAACUAUGGAUCUUUAAUUGUACGUAUUUUAUUUCAACCUUUAGAAGAAACUGGACGAACCUUCUUUUCUCGACUCUUACUUUCUACAGAGAAAGUAAAAAAAGAAGACUGUAAGAUGGCAGCCAAUGUACUAUUGAUAUUAAUUAAAUUUCACGUAUUAUUGGGAUUGUUAUUCAUCUGUUUUGGAACUAAUUAUACUUCGACACUCAUUGAUCUUUUGGUGGGUAAAAAAUGGUCAUUAGGAGAAGGGAAUGCGCCUGGAGUAUUAGCGAUGUAUUGUAUAUAUGUGCCCUUUAUGGGUAUUAAUGGUAUAACAGAAGGAUUUGUACAGGCAGUUGCUAGUAAAAAAGACUUGACAAGAUUAAGUUAUUAUAUGAUAUUCUUUUCUACUUGUUUCAUGUUAUCUGGAUUUAUUUUCAUGUAUAUAUUACAGUUAGGAGCCAAUGGACUUGUGAUAGCCAAUAUGGUUAAUCUCGGUGUUCGUAUUAGUUAUAGUUGGUAUUAUAUUCGAAACUAUAUGAGUAGUAAACAGGUUACACUUUCUGUAUAUCAAUGGUUUCCACAUGUUGUAACCUUAUCCUCAUUUGUAUUGGCUUGGUUUGUUACCUAUUGGUCCAAAAAUUAUAUAGGAUGGUACACAUUUAAACAAAAAGUAAUGCAUAUCACAGUUGGUGGAAUAUGUUUUUUAUUUAUUAGUUUAGUCAUAUUUUGGAAAGAAAAAGGGUUAAUAAAUGAAAUAAAGAAAAUAAAAAAAUCAAAGUAGUUGUAGUAACUACCCUAAUGGAAACACAAAGAUUUUCACUAACUUUAAAAAAAAAAAAAAAGAAAAA
Messenger RNA from Cokeromyces recurvatus, 1755 nucleotides. RefSeq names its product Rft protein-domain-containing protein. The coding region runs from base 84 to 1688 and encodes 534 amino acids. The record is from RefSeq and is a predicted model, not a curated record. Gene Ontology annotation, cellular component: endoplasmic reticulum membrane. Lineage: Eukaryota; Fungi; Mucoromycota; Mucoromycetes; Mucorales; Mucoraceae. Gene Ontology annotation, biological process: glycolipid translocation; dolichol-linked oligosaccharide biosynthetic process. The transcript has 4 exons.